Molecule: messenger RNA, 2186 nt
Organism: Ornithorhynchus anatinus (platypus)
Lineage: Eukaryota; Metazoa; Chordata; Mammalia; Monotremata; Ornithorhynchidae
Gene: SERAC1
Product: serine active site containing 1
Exons: 17
Coding region: 64-2025 (653 amino acids)
Source: RefSeq, a predicted model, not a curated record
GGUCACGUGCUCGGCGGCGGCGGCGAGAGCGCGGAGGGGCCUCGCCAACCUGACAGGCCCAGAAUGUCCCUGGCAGCUUAUUGCACCGUUUGUUGUAGAAGAAUAGGAAGUUCUACUUCCUCCUCCAAAAGUGAUCUCCAGUGGAAAGAUAUCCGAAAUAUUGCAAAACUUACAGGAUCAUGUUUUUUAGGGGGCUCUUUGUUUAUCACAUAUGAAAUUUUGGCCCUGAAGAAGGCAGUAACACUAGAUACCCAAAUAGUGGAAAAAGAAAAAUUGAAGUCAUAUAUAUAUGUGGAAACAAUUUCUUUAAAUCCAAGAGAAGAACUGGGAAUCACACUCCAGGCAAGGAAGGAACUUCACCGAGCACUGAGAAAAAUGUUGGCAACACCAGCUAAAAUAUUCCGGAACCCUUUUGAUGGCCAUUUCAGUUCAGCAGAUUUAGAAGAUCACGAAUGUACCUUGUGGCUCCUCCUGAAGAAGAGUCAGUCGGAUGACAGAAUGGUUCGAUUGCAGGCUGUGAAACAAAUGACAGAGAAGAGUAACUGGCAGGAUUACCAAUAUAGGACCAUUGCUCAAGCCUGUGACAUGAGAACUACUAUUGGUUUGGCCCGAAGCAGGGACACUGAUCUUCGCUUUUUCCUGCCACCACCUCAUUUGCCAAAGGAUUACUCCAUCGAAGAGGAACUCCAAAAACUGCUGGCAUCUCUACCCCAGACUGAGCUUGAUCAGUGCAUCCAGUACUUCACAUCUUUGGCUCUGAAGGAAAGCAGUCAGGCCUUAGCAGCCCAGAGGGGUGGCUUGUGGUGUUUCGGAGGCAGUGGACUUCCUUACGCAGAGAGCUUGAGUGAAGUACCUUCAGCAACAGCUGAAAUGUUCUGUUUAGAAGCCCUGGUCAAACAUUCUGAGGUGUCGGCUCACUGCGAUAAAAUUGAAGCAAAUGGAGGCCUGCAGCUACUCCAGAGGAUAUACGAACUUCAUAAGGAGAGCCCCAAAAUCCAGAGAAACAUAGUUCGCAUCAUUGGGAAUAUGGCUUUGCAUGAAAAUCUUCAUUCAGCUAUAGUACGCUCAGGCUGGGUGUCCAUAUUGGCUGAAGCCAUGAAGUCUCCGCAUGUCAUUCAAGCGUCACACGCCGCCAGAGCCCUGGCUAACCUGGACAGGGAAACAGUGCGGGAGAAGUACCUGGAUGGUGUCUUUGUGCUCCAUCCCCAGUGUCGUACCAGUCAGCCUAUUAAAGCAGAUGUCCUCUUUAUUCAUGGCCUUUUGGGAGCAGCAUUCAAAACUUGGCGUCAACAGGACAGUGAUCAAUCACAGAAUGAAAUCAUAUCAGAGGAAGAAGAGGGCUAUACACAAUGUUGGCCUAAGACAUGGCUAGCUACAGACUGCCCUGCUCUUCGGAUUAUAUCUGUGGAGUAUGAUACCCAGCUGAGUGAUUGGAAGGCAAAAUGCCCUGUUGAGAACCACAGGAAGUCCAUUGCUUAUAGAAGCAACGAACUUCUUAACAAACUCAAAGCUGCUGGUGUUGGGGAUAGGCCGGUGAUAUGGAUAUCACACAGUAUGGGAGGACUUCUCGUCAAAAAGAUGCUGGUGGAAGCAUCCAAGAACCCCGAAAUGAACCCCCUCAUAAACAAUACACGAGGAAUCAUUUUCUACAGUGUCCCUCACCAUGGAUCCCAGCUGGCUGAGUACUCGGUCAAUGUUCGCUAUCUUCUCUUUCCCUCGGUUGAAGUCAAAGAACUCAGCAAAGAUUGUCCUGCUCUGAAAGAACUGCAUGAUGACUUUCUGACUUUUGCUCAAGACAGAAACUUCCAAGUCUUAAAUUUUGUGGAGACGUUACCCACUCGAAUCGGGAGCAUGAUUAAACUGCACGUGGUACCAGUGGAAUCAGCAGAUUUGGGCAUCGGAGACCUGAUCCCAGUGGAAGUAAACCAUCUCAAUAUCUGCAAGCCCCAGAAGAAGGACACUUUCUUAUACCAGCGUACUUUGAAGUUCAUCUGUGACUCAUUAGCUAGCGAUCUCAAAAACUGACACCCUCCCCCAUCAACGGCUUCUUUCAUCUCUGCCCCAUCGAACUGUGCAAGUAAGUUCAGCAAAUAUGCCGUUCAGGUGAUCUAGCUGCCUUGCCAUGUGGAGCAGCGCAUCAGAGCUGGAGCCCAAACACAGAUAUGGUAAUAAAGACGCUGACUCCA